GCUCUUUUGAACGAUAACAGUGUCGACGUCCCUCCUGCUCCUAUCCGGUGUUUUCUAUUAAACAAAUCUUGCAUCGUACAGGGAAAACCAGGCAGGACUGUGAUCUCCACAGCCUGGUUUCCUCUGCGCUCAACGACAGCAACUAGACCGGCGGUGGAGUCGGUGCGCUCUUGCAGAAGACAUCAACCCUCCUCAUCUCCCGGCUCAGUCUGCAGCCUGUGUUCGUCUCCAUCCUCUAGAUGCCUCCGAGGUUCAUCAACUGUUGGCUGUCAGCUGUAGAGACUGACACAAUGACAUCACUAUAGCUGUAUUUUGUUUUUAUUUUCGUUUGACGCACUGAUUUAGAAAAAUCCCAAGCCAGGAAAACCCAACAGACUCUCCCCAUCUGGAAGUUUGGAAGUGUGCGUCGCUCUGGAGGAAAGGAAGCGAUGGGAGUCCCAGUGAAAACAACGCUGACUCUCCUGGUUCUCGCCGUGGAAGCUGCCCUGUGUGCAGACGUAGAGGAGAGGCUGGUGAGUCACCUGUUGUCACCGGAGCGGUAUAACAAGCUGAUCAGGCCGGCUGUCAACAACAGCCAGCAGGUCACCAUUUACAUACAGGUGUCUCUGGCCCAGCUGAUCAACGUGAACGAAAGGGAGCAGAUCAUGACCACCAACUGUUGGUUAACCCAGGGAUGGAACGACUACAGAUUAAUGUGGGAUCCCAAGGAGUAUGAGGGAAUCAAGAAAAUUCGACUCCCGUCACAGCACAUCUGGCUGCCAGAUAUCGUCCUCUAUAACAACGCUGAUGGAACAUAUGAAGUUUCCUUCUACUCCAAUGCUUUAGUUUCCAACAAUGGAGAUGUCGACUGGCUCCCACCAGCUAUCUACAAGUCUGCCUGCAAAAUUGAAGUCCGGGAUUUCCCCUUUGACCAGCAGAACUGCACCCUCAAGUUUCGUUCCUGGACGUACGACCACACAGAGAUAGAUCUCAUCCUCCUCAGUGAUUAUGCCUCACGGGAUGACUUCAAACCCAGUGGUGAGUGGGAUAUUGUUUCCCUGCCAGGACGCAAGAAUGAAGACCCAAAUGAUAUCAGAUAUCUGGAUAUCACCUAUGACUUCAUCAUCAAGAGGAAACCUCUGUUCUACACCAUCAACUUGAUCAUUCCCUGCAUCCUCAUCACCUCCCUGGCUAUCCUGGUGUUCUACCUUCCAUCAGACUGUGGUGAGAAGAUGACUCUUUGCAUCUCCGUCCUCCUAGCCCUGACUGUGUUUUUAUUACUUAUCUCAAAGAUAGUGCCACCAACAUCUUUAGCAGUGCCUCUGAUUGGGAAGUACCUAAUGUUUUCAAUGGUGCUGGUCACCUUCUCCAUUGUCACAAGUGUUUGUGUGCUCAACGUCCACCAUCGUUCCCCAAGCACACACACCAUGCCACCUUGGGUCAAGCAGGUCUUUCUGCACCGGCUCCCUUCUUUCCUCUUCAUGAGGAGACCUGGUAGCUCUAAUAUCCGUGAGAAGUUCAGGAAAAAACAUCAGAAGCAAAAGUACUCAGAUCAGAGGUCAUGUGGAGCAGAGGGUGGGACGGGAAUCUCUGCAGGAGUGGCAGAUUCUUCAUCGUCCUUCUUUGUCAAUGAAGAGUCAGCCAAGCGCUACGGCUGGAGAAUCAGAGAUUCAUCGGAGAACACCGAUAUCAGGAGGAGGAUGACGCUCAAAAGCAAUAUCGAUGUGGAGGAUGCAGUGGAUGGAGUACGCUACAUUGCUGAGAAAAUGAAGAGUGAAGAUGAUGAUGAGGGGAUCAUUGAAGACUGGAAAUAUGUGGCAAUGGUGAUUGACCGCCUCUUCCUGUGGAUUUUUGUAUGCGUGUGCGUGGUCGGCACCGCAGGACUUUUCAUGCAGCCCCUUUUCCAGAGUUACAACACCCCAGUAGUUGAAGACACAGAGCAUAAAUGAGACCUAAAACUCAACCAUUGAAUUUUAACACAACUCUAAAGUUAAAUUUAUUUUCCUUGAAAUAAACAAAUCUCCGAUAGGACGUUUGACACAUGAAUCUUGCACGACCGUAACUUUUGAAACCAUUGACAUAAACCUUAUCCCUCCUUCACCAACUGCUGACCUUCGAUCGUCUGAUUUUAUCACCCUCUACACCCCCUAUGAUAACGUGUUCAUAUCAGUUAAUUUCUAAUCAUAAUGUUGGCUAAAUUGUUUGUUAAAAUACAGAAUGUAAAGUACAAAGAGAAAGUAUUAAUACUUCUUGAACCUUUUUAUAUUUCAGCACACUAGAACUACAAACUUUAAUGUAUUACAUUGGGAUUUUAUGCGAUAGACCAGUUGUGUUCAAAGUCAGUCGUGAAUGGCCGGUGUUUUAGAUGUUUCCCUGGUUCAACACAACUAAAUACAUCAAUCCAUUUUCUAUACUCGCUUCUUCCAUAUAGGAUCAUGGAGGAGCUGGUGCCUAUCUCCAGCGUUGCAAGGGAACAGUGCUACCAACUGCACCACCAUGCAGCCCACAGCAGAAUCAUAGCUGGUAAUUUGCUUGCUCCUGCAGAACUUGACGGUAUGCUGAAGUCAAGUCAAGUUUAUUUUUAUAGCACUUUUCAGCAACAAGGCACUCAAAGCGCUGUACAUGAGACAUUACAAUGAUACAGAAAAUCAAACACAAAAAAACAAAUCAAAUGA
Girardinichthys multiradiatus is the source of this 2654-nucleotide messenger RNA. Its product is annotated as neuronal acetylcholine receptor subunit beta-2-like. The transcript is spliced from 6 exons. Gene Ontology annotation, cellular component: postsynaptic membrane; neuron projection; synapse. Gene Ontology annotation, biological process: nervous system process; regulation of membrane potential; monoatomic ion transmembrane transport. Gene Ontology annotation, molecular function: acetylcholine-gated monoatomic cation-selective channel activity; transmembrane signaling receptor activity. The coding region runs from base 429 to 1928 and encodes 499 amino acids. The record is from RefSeq and is a predicted model, not a curated record. NCBI's taxonomy places the organism in Eukaryota, Metazoa, Chordata, Actinopteri, Cyprinodontiformes, Goodeidae.